Molecule: messenger RNA, 1782 nt
Organism: Pseudoliparis swirei
Lineage: Eukaryota; Metazoa; Chordata; Actinopteri; Perciformes; Liparidae
Gene: ift46
Product: intraflagellar transport 46 homolog (Chlamydomonas)
Exons: 6
Coding region: 789-1700 (303 amino acids)
Biological process (GO): cilium assembly; intraciliary transport
Cellular component (GO): motile cilium; intraciliary transport particle B; centrosome
Source: RefSeq, a predicted model, not a curated record
GUUCUGAUAUUCGGCUGGUUUUUGGGCUGGUUUUAUUGGCCAUUGGGCUGGUUUUGUCACAGACCUGGCAACCCUGCACGGGAGGCCUGUGAACGCAACUGCGGAAGUCGAGCUGGGGGCGGUAAUGCACCUGACAGUUGUUUGCCGCCAAAAGAAGAAGAAGAAGAAGACGACACUCCCGUGAUGCAUUGCGGCUCCGUUGCCAGGAUACAGCUCGGUGGUUGGUCUGUAUGCGUCCUCCCGCGGUGAUGUCCUCCGGACAACUGCUUUCUGAUGCUCGUCGAUAACCGGAGCAAGAACCGACAGCGCGUUAACCGAGAGAGAAACGUCCCUCCGGUACCCCGGGAGCUAACCAGGAGCUAACCGGGAGAGACACGUCCCUCCGGUACCCCGGGAGCUAACCAGGAGCUAACCGAGAGAGACACGUCCCUCCGGUACCCCGGGAGCUAACCAGGAGCUAACCGAGAGAGACACGUCCCUCCGGUACCCCGGGAGCUAACCGGGAGAGACACGUCCCUCCGGUACCCCGGGAGCUAACCGGGAGAGACACGUCCCUCCGGUACCCCGGGAGCUAACCAGGAGCUAACCGGGAGAGACACGUCCCUCCGGUACCCCGGGAGCUCACCGGGAGAGACACGUCCCUCCGGUACCCCGGGAGCUCACCGGGAGAGACACGUCCCUCCGGUACCCCGGGAGCUCACCGGGAGAGACACGUCCCUCCGGUACCCCGGGAGCUCACCGGGAGAGACACGUCCCUCCGGUACCCCGGGAGCUCACCGGGAGGUCCCAUGGAGCGAGACGCUGAGAUGCUGAAGAACCAGCCGUACGACGAGAGCCUGGAGGUGCUGGACCCGGAGGAGGUGCACAGCCCGCAGUCGGACUCCAGGAGGAGCCGGAGGGGGCGUGGCCUAUUAUCCACCAACAGCGACGAUUUAGACGAGGACCACGCUCCUCAGCCAACGAGCGAGGAGGAGGAGGAGGAGGAGGAGGUCUCUGAUGAAGACGAUUCUGAUGAAGACGAGGAGCCCGGCGAGGCUCCGGAGGGGGCGUACGACCCGGCGGACUACGCCCACCUGCCCGUCAGCACCGAGAUCAGGGAGCUGUUCCAGUACAUCACGCGCUACAGCCCCCAGGCCCUGGAGCUGGACCACAGCCUGAAGCCCUUCAUCCCGGACUUCAUCCCGGCUGUGGGCGACAUCGACGCCUUCCUCAAGGUGCCGAGGCCGGACGGUAAGGCGGACGGCCUGGGCCUGCUGCUGCUGGACGAGCCCAGCGUGAAGCAGUCCGACCCCACGGUGAUGAGCCUGUGGCUGUCUGAGGAGAGCAAGCAGCAGGGGGCGGCCCAGCUGAAGAAGGUGACCAGCGUCCCCAGCCCCCGCAGUCACCCCCGGGUGCUGGACAGCUGGGUGGACAGCAUCGGCGCCCUGCACCGCUCCAAACCGCCCACCAGCGUCCAGUUCGGCCGCUCGAUGCCGGACAUCGACGCCCUGAUGCAGGAGUGGCCCCCGGAGCUGGAGCGGCUGAUCGGGCGCCUGCGGCUGCCGUCGGCCCGGCUGCAGUGCGGCGCCGCGCAGUACGCCGACGCCGUGUGCGCCCUGCUGGACAUCCCGGUGUACGGCAGCCGCAUCCAGUCCCUGUACCUGCUGUUCAGCCUCUACCUGGAGUUCAGGGACUGGCUGCCCCUCACCCAGAGGCACUAGGGCUGCUAUCGAUGCAUACUAUCUAUAGAUUCAUCAAUUAAGUCUCAUAUAAAUACUGUAAUAAACACUUUGAUUAAAACAA